Micromonas commoda is the source of this 315-nucleotide messenger RNA. RefSeq lists its product with no specific name. Bases 1 to 315 code for a protein of 104 amino acids. The record is from RefSeq and is a predicted model, not a curated record. Lineage: Eukaryota; Viridiplantae; Chlorophyta; Mamiellophyceae; Mamiellales; Mamiellaceae. The transcript has a single exon.
AUGGCGGGCAAGGCGGCGGAUCACCCGAUGAGGUUACUCCUAGAUAACCCCAUAAAGCUCUAUCGUGACUGCAUGCGACUCGCGGACUAUCUAGCUCACAAGCAGGGCUUUCCGCGCGACACGAUGCGCGCCACGGUUCGCGCGCCUUGGAGGAAGCACCAAAACGAGUCCGAUCCUGAGGAGAUCAUGCGGCACAGGGAGGCUGCGGUACGGGGUCUGAGCAAUUACAUGACGUACGAGGCGAGCAAAGGGGCGAUGGAGGGGGUGCCGGCGUUCGCACCAGAAGACGCUGCGGAUUCAGGGAACAAGCGGUGA